GUGCUGAACAAUCCCAUUCGCUGUUUUUAUCAAUUUGGAUUGAAUUAUUGUUAUUCAGUUAUUCCCAUAAAAAGUAUUAGAUGUGAAUAAUGGGAGUGGGCGAUUAAACCAACCCAAUUCAGCUAGGCGUUCUAAUAGUUGACAAAAUGCGAACAGUGCAUUGAAUUGUAUACGGAGGACCAGUGGCGAAAAGCGAGUUAAUCCAGUCACAUGGACAGAAGGUGGAAUCCAGAAAACUUAGAGGAGCAGUGCUUCCUCAUGGCAGCGGAAAAUUCCUCCGGCUCGGGAGCAGCUGCUUCCGGAUCCGAGGACGAGGCGGUGUCCACCAGUGGAGCCCUACGCAGCAAAGCAAAGCUGAGGAAGCGGCAGCUAAGAAAUCGCAUGCCGCUACCCAGGAUGUUGAGACGCCUUGGCUGCUACACGCUGAGUGCCUUCAUAAUCUGUGGGCUGCUCCUCGUCUACCUGCCGCUCGUCUACUUGGAUGUGCACAAGCGUAGUGCUGGUCUGCCCGAUUGGACGCUAGAAACCUCCCGCAGCAUAGCUGACUACCUGGAUAUGGGCCUCAGUUCUGGUGUCAUUGUUCCCAAGGACUUUUGCAGGAAUAAGACCUUCCUGGUAAUCGCCGUAUGCACCGGCGUGGACAACUUCAUUCAGCGACAGACCAUCCGUGAGACCUGGGGCAAUACCACCGAGUUCAACUACCCAGCCUUUGUAAAGCUCCAUGGUCAUCUCAAGGGGCACUACCUGCCGCCACUGUCGGAUCGCUUAAAAAUGUACGGGGAUUAUUUGAGCGGCGAGGGCGACUCUCUGACUGCUUCAGUGCGCAUUGUUUUCAUUGUGGGCCACCAGAAAGAUGAGGCCAUGUUGGGCAAUGAGACCCUGAAUCGCAUUCACAUCGAAUCGGAACAGUACAACGACAUCAUUCAGGAGAACUUCGUGGAUAGCUACAACAACCUGACGCUUAAGUCUGUGAUGGCUCUAAAGCACAUUAGUCGCAGUUGCUUCAAUACCGCGGCCUACUUCCUCAAGUGCGACGACGAUACCUUUGUGAAUAUACCCAAUUUGCUGAACUUUCUGCUCGGAGGAACUAUACCGUUGUACAACGAUACCAUGGAUUACCACGACCGGUCCACCUAUUUAGUCACUGCACCACAAACCCGAUUGAAAGCCAGCAGCGAUGUGUUGUACGGCCAUCAGUUUUGCAACGUGGUGCCGGUGAGCGAAGUAAGCAGCAAGUGGUACAUGCCCUCAUACAUGUAUAAGCCGGAGGCAUAUCCUAAGUAUCUUUCCGGAGCCGGCUAUCUAAUGUCCAUCGAUGUAGUGCAGCGCUUGUUCGAGGCUUCGCUUAAUACGACGCUCGUGUAUCUGGAGGACGUUUACAUCACUGGGUUGUGUGCGCAAAGGGCUAAGAUCAAUCGACACCACCACCCGCUCUUCAGCUUUGCCCACUCGAAACAGAUGUGCGCUUUCAAGGGCAGCAUCACACAGCAUCAGUUAAAAGACGAUAGCAUGGUAGUCGCCUGGAACUACGUGGCCAACUACUCCAUCAAAUGCCCACCUCCGGGGCGGUACUUUAGCCAGGUUCGACUGCGAAAGCGGCCUAUCUGUUAGAAGUCCUAGCGUAGAACUCCAGGGUACACAUGUCCACUAACCCUACCCAUUUCUCCUGCUCUCUGGAUAAAAAGCGAUAUGAUAUAUGUUUUAUUGCUUUAGCAUAGAUUCUUGACAUUCAGUUCCUAUAAUUUCUUGCAGACCAUUUAGGCAUAAAAUGUAAUCAGCUUGAUGGCCAGGCAACAGUGAUAAAUAGCCCUAAUGAGGUCAUUCAUUCAUACAUAGUUCACUAACGAUAACUUCGCUUGUCAAGGCAUGUAUAUACAAUUUUAGAUGGAUUAAUGCCAAGCAUCCCCAAUACUCCAUAUCAAUGUUAAAAGUAAUGCACAAUGACAAACACAUAUUCUUAGAAUCUUAAGAAAUUAUAUAAUGACAUAGAGUUUAUAAUAGAAGAGAAAGUAUUUAUUUUUAGACAUCACUCGCCACAUAUGUGUAUCUUUAUUUACCAUAUGCUGUAAAUUAUUUUUUAGUCGGCACACAUCAUCACUAUCUUUUCACUUCUAAACUACAUAUAAAUAUCCUAUAUAAUCGUGAUGUAACAUGACCUUCUCCUCAAAUGAAAUCUAUUGAAUUGACGCACAGAAGUGUUCUUUAAUAAGAAAUAAUUUUUUUAAUUUAUGAUACGUAAAUUAAAU
Molecule: messenger RNA, 2246 nt
Organism: Drosophila mauritiana
Lineage: Eukaryota; Metazoa; Arthropoda; Insecta; Diptera; Drosophilidae
Product: beta-1,3-galactosyltransferase 1
Exons: 2
Coding region: 211-1611 (466 amino acids)
Cellular component (GO): membrane
Molecular function (GO): hexosyltransferase activity
Source: RefSeq, a predicted model, not a curated record